AUGGCAGUGACGGUGGAGAUCACGCAGAGCACGGUGCUCGAGCCCUCACGGGAGUCGGCCCGCGGCGGCGGCAAGAAGGUGCCUCUCACCGUCUUCGACCGCGCCUCCACGGACGGGUACAUCCCGGCCGUCUUCGCGUGGAACGCGCCGGCGCCGACCAACGAGGCGCUCAAGGCCGGCCUCGUCGCCGCCGUCGCCAGGUUCCCGCACCUUGCCGGGAGGUUCGCUGCCGACGACCACAGCCGGAAGUGCUUCCACCUCAACGACGCCGGGGUGCUUGUCCUCGAGGCCACCGUGGAGGCGGACCUUGCCGACGCGCUGGCGCACGACGUGUCCGCGCACAUCAACGAGCUCUACCCGAAGGCCGAAAAGGAACGUGCGAAUGAGCCCAUCUUCCAGGCGCAGCUGACGAGGUACGCGUGCGGCGGUCUGGUGAUCGGCACCGCCUGCCACCACCAGGUUGCCGACGACGGCGGCGAGGAGCUGGCGUCGACGGCAGCGACGCCGGGCACAAUGUUUUGCCCUGACCUGGAGGUUGACAGCUGGCUCGGGUUCCGCUUCCACGACCUCGACUUUGGCUGCGGGCCGCCCUGCGCGUUCCUACCGCCGGAUCUGCCCAUCGAAGGAAUAAUGAUCUUCGUGCCGUCCUGCGACCCCAAGGGCGGUGUCGACCUCUUCAUGGCGCUCGAUGACGAACACGUCCAGACCUUCAAGCAGAUAUGCUACUCCAUGGACUAG
Molecule: messenger RNA, 738 nt
Organism: Triticum turgidum subsp. durum (durum wheat)
Lineage: Eukaryota; Viridiplantae; Streptophyta; Magnoliopsida; Poales; Poaceae
Source: the annotation of a GenBank genome assembly